Messenger RNA from Ailuropoda melanoleuca (giant panda), 1836 nucleotides. RefSeq names its product ring finger protein 224 (gene RNF224). Lineage: Eukaryota; Metazoa; Chordata; Mammalia; Carnivora; Ursidae. The coding region runs from base 935 to 1516 and encodes 193 amino acids. The record is from RefSeq and is a predicted model, not a curated record. The transcript has 2 exons.
CCUAACCCAGGGUGACCGUCCACAAGGCAAGCCCUGUCUCUGGGCGUGGGUGGACAGGUCAUUGGUCUCACUGUGCAGGCACUCAGGUGGGCCAGGUUGCUGGCCCCUGCGCCAUGGCCUGCCUCCACAGAGGAUGACCCCACCCCGGCCGCCCGCAGACACCUGUCGGACCAGUCAGGGAGGCUGUGGACUGCCAGGUGCUACGACUGAGGAGGAGCCCCUCUGGUUCUUGGCUUCCUCCCAGCUGAGCAGUGAGGGUCCCGAUCCCAUCCUGACCAUUCUUGACACACCCCAUUGUGCUGUGCCCACAGUCAGGGUCACCGUGCUGGCCCAGCGGCCACAGCCAGGCAGAUGCGAGGGGGGGAGGUGGCCUCUACUGGGCGUGACCAGGGAGCCCCAGAGAGCUUCUGGGCAAUCCCUGUGUGUGAGUGGGGAUCUCCAUACCUGUGCUGAGCACCUCCUUGGGACCUUGUGGGGCUGGCUGCUGCCCUGUAACGGGGGCACAACAGACCCAGACCAGGCAGGAGGAAGGUGCAGGGACAGAUCGACAUGGACACACGCACAUUGUGGUUGAGCUUCAGAAGAGCAGGAUCCCCCAGGGCUCUGAGCCGGUGAGGGUCCUGGCAGGUUACCUGGAAGGGGUGAUGCUCGAGCUAAGAGUUGACGAAGCAACCCCCAGGUCAAGGCCAGAAGGCUUUCCUAGCAUGACGUGGGGGAAGCAUGAGAGUAGGGGUGGCGUGGAGGUGGGCCUGGUUCACCAGGGUGGGGAGAGGGACCCCACGCCUGCCUGGGGGACUGGUGGAGCUGGGUCCGGGCAUGGGGGUGGGGGUGCCUUAUCUCCUGCUGGGUUGGUGGUGCUAGUGGAUCUAGUUGCAAGUGCUUUGUGGCUGAAAGGGGAACCCACACCUGCCUGCAGCCACCACCCGCCUCCCUGAUGACUCGUCUGUGCUCGGCCAGUAAUGCGAGCCCCAGGGAGGGAGGCGCAGGGCGCCCUGGGUCCCCCCGCCCCGAGCCCCCGGACAGCCUCUGGCUGGGCAUAGCUGCCCAGUCGAGCGGAUGCAGGAUGCUGCAGCCUGAGAGUCUCCGGGUCUCCGAGGAGGGGACAGCCGCUGGGUCCCGGCGCGGUGACUGCAUCAUCUGCUACUCAGCCUAUGACCUCGCCGGCCACCUGCCACGCCGGCUGUACUGCGGCCACACCUUCUGCCAGGCGUGCGUGCGGCGGCUGGACGCUCCGGCCCCCGAGCAGCGCUGGAUCCCCUGCCCACAGUGCCGCCAGAGCACACCCACACCCCGUGGAGGGGUGGCCAUGCUGGACCUCGACCUGGCCGCCUUCCUAGCCGUGAAGGCUGAGCGGGAGCCGUCUCGUGUGGAGCCCCCUGCGCCCCCCAAAGGCGGCACUGCAAUCACUCGGCAGCCAGCCAGGCUCUGUCCCACCUUGGGCGCCCAGCCCCACUUCCCCCAGGCCAGGUGCUGCUGCGGCUGCUGCUGGGACGCCCCUGGCAGUCCCGAGGUCUGAGUCCCGGCAGGCGAGCUGCUGCCCCCCGCAUGUCCCUACCUCGGAACCUCCAGAGGCAGCACAGCCAGCCCAGAGCAGCCUGAGGGCCGAGCAUCCCGCAGCCUGCCCUACACAGACUCCCCCAGACCGCAGCCUGAGCUUGGGGGCUGUGCCCCUGGCACUAUGACACUCUGUGAGAUGCGGGUGACCUCCUGCUUGUCUUGGCCAGGAUUCCAGGGCCUCAAACUAGCCUGACCGUGUGCAGGGGGAGGGUGCUGCUGUCAGAGUCACCUGCAAGCCCAGCCCAGGCCUGGACUCAGCUCAGAGGAUGCCUCCAUGGC